Molecule: messenger RNA, 2466 nt
Organism: Akanthomyces muscarius
Lineage: Eukaryota; Fungi; Ascomycota; Sordariomycetes; Hypocreales; Cordycipitaceae
Exons: 4
Coding region: 1-2466 (821 amino acids)
Cellular component (GO): endosome
Molecular function (GO): protein binding
Source: RefSeq, a predicted model, not a curated record
AUGUUUCGCCCGGACCUCGACGCCAUUGAUACCCUGCGGACCGAUGCCGUCCACGUCCGCGAACCGCACGUCAGCGGCAUCAAGAAGCUCCAGGCGUACGCCGCCCAGCUGGUCUGGAUCGGCGGCAAGUUUCCAAUCGACAUUGGCGCCGAAUUCACCUGGUACCCCGCGCUAGGCUACAAUACCGAACGGCCAAUGGUCCGCAACAACCUCAAGUACGAGCUCAUGAACGUCCUCUACAACCUGGCGUCGCUGUACUCGCAGCUCGCCAUCAGCACUUCGCGCGCCAACACCGACGGUCUCAAGACGGCCGCCAACUACUUUUCGCAGGCUGCCGGCGUGCUGUCCCACUUGAAGACGACCGUCCUGCCCGAGCUGCGCAUGUCGGACCCGCCCGAGGACAUGGACGAGCACACGCUCGAGUCGCUGACGCAGCUGCUGCUGGCCCAGAGCCAGGAGUGCUUCUGGCAGAAGGCUGUCAUGGACGGCUACAAGGACGCUUCGAUUGCCAAGCUCGCCGCACGAGUCUCCGACCUCUACAAUCUGGCCGGCGAGUCGGCCGUCAAGAGCGAAGCCAUCAGCAGCGCCUGGAUACACCACAUGACGGCCAAGCACCACCACUUUGCGGCUGCCGCGCAGUAUCGCGCUGCUUGUGACUGCCUGGAGAAGAGGAGAUAUGGCGAAGAGGUAGCACGUCUGCAGGAUGCGGUACACUGCGUCAACGAAGGCAUCAAGGAAACCAAGGGUGGAUAUCUCAACAAGAUUGUUGUUGAAGACUUGAAUGCGCUCAAGCGAAAGGUGGAAGAGGAUCUGAAACGGGCAGAAAAAGACAACGACAUCAUCUUUUUGAACAUUGUGCCACCAAAGUCGGAGCUCAAGAUUCUUGAACGAGCAAACAUGGCCGUCGCCAGAGUGCCGAAGCAAGUCUCGGAUCCCUACGAGUUCUUUGGAGACAAAGCCGAGUUUGGGCCAGCGCUCUUUUCCCGCCUGGUCCCAUUUUCGGUACACGUCGCCACUUCGAUAUACGAGGAACGACGCGACCGAAUGGUGGACCAAAAUAUCAUCCAAGAACUCGAAACAAUGACGGAGCAGUUCCACAACGUUCUGGCGUCCCUUGGUCUGCCAGGCUCUAUACAAGCUGUGGAGAAGCCUCUAGGACUACCACCCAGCCUCGUACAGCAUGCCGAGGAGAUUCGGCAAGCAGAUGGUGUCAAUAGAAUUCACAAGUCCUUUAUCGAUAUUGAUAAACUGCGGGCAGCCGACAUGGCUAUUUUUCAGGAAGGGUUCACAACGCUGGCGGCUGAAGAGGACGAGGAUCAGGAAUUGCGCGCCAAGUAUGGCACCGAUCGGUGGUCUCGCCCCGACAGCAAAAACGACCCGCAAGGCGCAAAGCUUUGGAACCACGUCACAGAGAUUGAAAGCUACUUUGAGAGUAGCUUGAGCAGCGAUAGCGUGGUGCGUGAGAAAUAUGCAGCCAACGAGGACUUGUUGCGUAUCCUGUCAGGCCCUGACAGUGGCAUCUCAAAAUACGUACCUUCUGGUGGCCAGGUGGACAUGCGCGAAGACCUCCGGACGUCCAUGGGCAAGAUCCGUAGCGCGUAUAGUGACGCGGUACGCCUCGAGAGCAAGCGACGAGUCAAGGUGAAGAACUUGAAGGAGAAUGCCAAGCGCGACGACAUCAAGCCUGAUAUCCUAAAGGAAGCUGCCAGGCUGGAACGCACAUAUCCCACAACCACCAUUGUGCCAGCGCACUUUGAAGAUUUCUUUGACAAGAGACUGGACAAGCUAUAUGAGCCAGAGAUUGAGGCGCUGGGCAAAGAAGCCAAGGAGCAGGAGCAGCUCGUUGCACAGCUAGAGAGGGCAAAUCGCGAGUUUGAGGCACAAAAGCAAAAGGGAAGCUCACGUGCGAACCGCGAACGCGAACAAGCGCUGCAGAGACUGGAUUCGGCAUACUACAAGUACAAGGAGAUUCUCAACAACUUGGACGUGGGCCGGAAAUUCUACAAUGACCUGAGCAAAAUUGUUGGGCAAGGCUUCCGGGAUGUAGCCAAGUCGUGGGUUGCUCAGCGGCGUAUGGAAGCCAGAGCUUUAGAAGAGGAGCUAAGCAUGCCAACGCUGUCGAAUCUCAACAUAUCGAGAAACCGCACGCCGGUACACAACGCGCCUCCGCAGGGAAUUUACCAACAGCAACAGCCCCAGCAACAAAGCUAUUACGGUGGCAUGCCGCAGCAGGGCGGGCCGGUGGAGGUUGCAGCCAUCCAGUCGUGGGCUGGCGCGGGCGGCAACGUGCAGCAACCACAGCCCAUGCCUCCCGUGGCGAACCCGAUGGGCGGGAUGUGGACGCCGGGGGCAGGUAUCCAGUUCGGAGGAGGAGGACCGCCGCAGACGGGAGGCGGCAGCGGCGGUGAAGGGCAGCAACCGGGGCAAGGGACAUGGAAUCCAAACUCGGGCAUCAAAUUUGGGUAG